Molecule: messenger RNA, 944 nt
Organism: Dermatophagoides pteronyssinus (European house dust mite)
Lineage: Eukaryota; Metazoa; Arthropoda; Arachnida; Sarcoptiformes; Pyroglyphidae
Source: RefSeq, a predicted model, not a curated record
UACAUCCAUCAAAUAAUUCUUCAAGUGACGAUUUACAACAAAUCAUUCAUUCCUUAUGAAUGAAAAUAAAAAACAAAAUGCAAACAUGUAAAAUAAUUUCGAUAUUAUUAUGUUUAUCAUCACAAUACAUUGUCCUGAUUGAUAAUGCACCGAUUGUACCGAUAUUAACAGCAUUAGCAGCAUCAGCUGCCGGUUUAUUUCAAAUACAAAUUGAUACACUUCAUAUUGCUAAAUAUAUUCGUGAUGCUUCGCAACAUAAACGAAAUCGUGGUGCAUUUGUUCGUGAUCUAUUGUAUACUGCUUUCUAUCGAAGUGGACAACAAUAUAAUGUUAUUGUAUUUAAUUUAGCCGAAGAACAUCAACAAAGAUUAUAUGGUGUAAAUUUUUAUGGUAGUGUUGCAUUUAAUGAUGGUACACGUUAUGGUAUAUGGGUAUUUGAAAAUGGUAUAUUUGAAAAUCAUGGUGCACGUGGUUGGCAUAAUUGGGGUAUGAUUGGUUCAUUUAAAAAAAGUAAAGAUGGUUCAACUAUUUAUUUUCAUCGAAGACAUCGUACAUCGACAACAACCAUUGCAACGACAAUUGAUUCGACAACAACAACAACAAAAACAUCAACCCAAAUGACAUCAACAAGCACAACAACAACAACAGUAAUUGUACCGGUUAUCGAUUUAAAAAUCGAACACUUACAACAAGUACCUGGUAGUAAUAAAAUAUUUUCCAUACAAAAUAUUGAUGAAAUUGAAUCAAAAAUCAAUACAACCACUUAUACAGAGAAUCCAUUGAAAAUGGAAAAUUUACAAAAAAUAUUUGAUGAUAAAAUAUUUCAAGAAAAUAAUGUUACCGAUAUAAAUGAUGGCACAUCGGAACCAAAUGAAACAAAAAUUAGCAUCAAAAUUGAAGAUAGAAGAAAGAAAAAUAAAUCCAAAUCAAAGAAAAAAGCAUAA